AUGGCGCAGCCCACGCCCGAAGAUGCGAAUGGCGUCAAGAUACCCGACGGCGAUGCGGGCGAGAACGGCCACGUCGUUGCGGCGCCCGGCAAGCGAAAGCGCGACAGCGACAAUGGCGACCGGCCCGAGGACGGCGACGAGAUGGAUGUGGAUAGCAAGCCGGAAUCUGAAGAUGAGCCCCAUGCAAAGCGUCAGAAAUCGGCCGAGCCGCCAACGAAGCUGAGCAUCGCCGACAAAGUGGCUGCCGACGCAUACACCUCGCUCGAUGCCAUCGCAGCAGACCUCGCUUCUGCCGUCAAGGCCUCGCUGUCUGAAAUGGACCUCGGGUCUUCGGAUUCUGGUGCGAGAGCUGUUAGCCUGAAAAGGGCCGCGCAGAUCAAUGAAUUCCGAGACAGAGCCAUGGAUCUACUCCGCCGCGAAAAAGCGUACCCCGACACGCGGCAAGAGCCUGCACACGGAGAAGUCGAGGUGCAUACUGCGUCCGAAAAGAGUGAAAUGGUUUUGUCGCUGGUUGGCUAUGCGCCUCAGGAAAGGCGUUUGUUUUCUAGUUUACCGCUGUCUAAAGAUGUCGAUUUGUCUGACCUUAGCCUCCCGCCUGGCGUGUCCAUCACCCGAGUCAUCCCCUCCAAUCCCCAAGACCAAACGCAAACUCUCGGCGAGCUAUUUGCUCCCCCACGCCCCCUUCCGCCUCUUCAGCCACCCAAGCAACCAAAGACACAAGCCAAGGGAAAUCGCCUAGACUUUUAUCAUCCUCACUUGACCGACAGCUCCCGCUACCGGGGCAACUCCUACUUCAACACAAAACUGUCCACUGGCUACUACUUGGAUUACAGCCAGGCGACGCCUUCAUGGCAGACCAAGACAAAGCAGCAUGAGCGUGCGCAAAGUCUUGCCGGCCGGAAGCCCUCGCUUUUCGAAUUGGAAAUGUCCGAAAUGGAGACGCUCUUCCGAGGGGCCUUUUCCACGUUCGCGCCAUGCAAAGAUGAUACUGCUGCAGUAGUGCCGUCUAGCGUUGCCAGCCGGAUUUGGUGGCAGCGCAGUGGCAAGCAGAGCUUCCAGCGAAUGAUUGAAGUGGAAUACUAUGGCGACCUCCAAGAUGCGGAACCCGUCGACCCCGCGCGGCCAAUAGAAUUAGACGAAGGCGCAGUGCAAGAAGCCAUUGAUAACUGGGACGAGACAGUUGUCGACCCUUCCUUGGACGACGUGAUGGGAUCCAAGCACGAUGAACAGGACAAGGAGGUUGACGAAAUCCUCGAAGAGGUCAGCGACUUGAUCGAGACGCUAUCCUCUUACCAGCGCAUCCGCAACCUGACGUUGCCCAAUUCGCAAAACCGCCAGUCAAGCGACCCCAUCAAUGGAGACAUGCUAGCCAAUGCUGGGCCCCAGCCCUCUGAAGAAGAACAGGCCACCUACCUGAUGCUAAAGGCCCAAUUGGCGCUCAUCAUCAAGACGCUGCCGCCAUACGCAGUGGCUAAGCUGAACGGCGACCAGCUUGAUGACCUCCUCAUUAGCACCAAGAUCAUGGUUCGCACUGACCAGUAUAACGGCACUAUGGACGAGGACGAGGCGAGCGCGCAAGCUCGGCUCAAGGCGCAGCAACAAGCGGCGGCACAAGCAGCGCAAGCCAAUGCCAGACAGGCGCAGCGUACGCCCAGUGUUUCUGCCGUGCCGUAUCCUAACCAAUAUGCGGCGGCGGCGGCAAACCAGUAUGGCGCACCCGCUCGGCCUGCCCCUCAGCCUCAGCCUCAGCAUCAGCAGUACUACCGUCCUACACCAGCUCCCAACUAUCAGCAGCCUCGCAAUCUGGGCCCACCAGCUCCUCCUCAGCAAAGGCCUCCUCAACCGAACCAAUACACUCGUACCAAUGGCUAUCCGAACCAGUAUGCCACCCAGCUUGCCAAGGCCCAAACUCCAUACGGCCACCAAAGCCUGCCGCAACAAUAUGCAACCCAACAGAGGCCCAACUAUGGGCAAAUGCCGCCGCAGCAAGGCGCACCUGCAAAUUACGGGACGUACGCUAAUAGUCCGGCUGCAAUCCCGGCCAGAACCAUGUCUCCCCAAGUAGGAGCCCGGCAAACAUUUAGCCCAUCGCCUGCUGUGCCACAGAACCAGGGUUAUUCAGCACCAGCUCCGACCAUGGCGAGCCAGAUGAACCGAUUUCCUAGUGGGAGCCCCGGAUUGACUGGAUACCACACCGUCAUCCCGGAAGCCCAGCAGCAGCGGAUUUUAGACCAGGCCAAGGCUCGCGUCGCGGCCCAGGAGAGAUCAUCGGCAAUGUUUGCUGAUAGACUCUCGCAGGGGAACACGUCGAACUUGUCAGGCAUGGGUUUGGGGGUCAAUAUCGAUGCGAGUCGAAUCGCGGCUAUCCGAGCCAAUAUGGCGAACCAGAACAAACCACAGUCCCCCACCCCUUCAAAGCCCGGCGGCGUGAAUGGGACACCCGGAACGAGCCAUGUACCUUACAAGGUGACUCCAGUCCCAGUCCCCGUCAUCCCUAGCCUGCAACGCAAGCCGACUUCAUAGUUUAGGUAAACUCAUAAACGAAUGUCACGGUAUUGGUAAGGGGUGGUUACGCUUUUGUGAGUAGCAACACUUUUAUGGCGUUGUUGAAAAAGGGCGUUGAGAGGGCUUUAGGUUCGUAUAAAGGAGUUUUUUUUUGGCACAAAAAUUUGACUUGAGAGAAUGAUUACACGCUUUCGAAGACGAUAAUGCAAGGAAUUGCCCUCAGUUUUUUUU
Molecule: messenger RNA, 2736 nt
Organism: Trichoderma atroviride IMI 206040
Lineage: Eukaryota; Fungi; Ascomycota; Sordariomycetes; Hypocreales; Hypocreaceae
Source: RefSeq, a predicted model, not a curated record